Molecule: messenger RNA, 846 nt
Organism: Cornus florida
Lineage: Eukaryota; Viridiplantae; Streptophyta; Magnoliopsida; Cornales; Cornaceae
Product: early light-induced protein 1, chloroplastic
Exons: 3
Coding region: 121-693 (190 amino acids)
Source: RefSeq, a predicted model, not a curated record
ACACUGCACUUAGAUACCUCAACAACUCAUAUAUUCACAAGCUGUUCUUUUUACAAGUUUCUGAUUCUUCAACGUCAGUCUCAACUUUCCACAUUUUUCUAGUCUCUGCAUAAUUUCUUGAUGGCCAUGUCAACUGUUAUGCAGUCCGUCUUCGUGAGGCCGAUCACAAAUGAAUCAAGGUUAAGUCAGAUUAGUCCUUCCAGCUAUGUGCCACGUCCGCAUAAGAACAGUUGCAUGCGAGUGCGAUGCAUGUCCAAGGAAGGUAAAGGGGAGGAAUCAACACCCAUAAAAGAAUCAUCUUCAUCACCACUACCUCGGCAAACUCCUGCCCAGAGUGAACGAAAGGUCAGCACAAACUUUUCCGAUGUGUUGGCCUUCAGCGGGCCAGCUCCGGAGAGAAUCAAUGGGAGACUGGCGAUGAUUGGCUUUGUGGCGGCAAUGGCGGUGGAGCUAUCUAGCGGUCAGGAUUUGAUUUCUCAGAUAUCAAAUGGUGGGAUCCCAUGGUUUUUAGGAACUAGUGCUGUGCUCUCAGUAGCAUCCCUAAUACCACUAUUUAAAGGAGUGAACAUCAAAUCAAUUGCAAAUAACGGGAUAAUGACGUCAGAUGCCGAGCUUUGGAAUGGAAGGUUUGCAAUGUUAGGGUUGGUUGCAUUGGCGUUUACUGAGUAUCUGAAAGGCGGUGCACUUGUGUAACUCCCAUAACACACACACAGAUGUACGUAUGUAUGUAUAAUGCCUACUAGAAGUUAGGCAUCAGAACUCUUCAUUAUAUAAUGGAGCUAUCUGAGAUUUUGUAACCGAUGUUUUGGUAUCAAUGAAAUCUUGCAAGUUCUGCUAUCAAUGAAA